Molecule: messenger RNA, 1947 nt
Organism: Ochotona princeps (American pika)
Lineage: Eukaryota; Metazoa; Chordata; Mammalia; Lagomorpha; Ochotonidae
Product: contactin-associated protein-like 5
Exons: 15
Coding region: 1-1947 (648 amino acids)
Source: RefSeq, a predicted model, not a curated record
AUGAAUGCUUGGAACCUGAAGGGCAAUAUCACGUUUUCCUGCUCUGAACCAUCCAUUGUUCCCAUCACAUUUGUCAACUCCACCAGCAGUUACUUGCUGCUGCCCGGCACCCCACGAAUCAAUGGGCUCUCAGUGAGUUUUCAGUUUCGAACAUGGAAUGAGGACGGGGUGCUUCUGUACACAGAGCUGUCUGAGGGUUCGGGGACCCUGCUGCUGAGACUGGAGGGCGGCAUCCUGAGACUCCUCAUCCAGAAAACCACCCAGCUUGUCGCAGAAAUCCUCACAGUUCAAGGCAGAUUCCUUAGUAGGACUGUCUUCAAUGGACCAAGGCUACUAACUGACGUGAGGUGCUUGUCAAACUACUGUGAACAUGGAGGGAGCUGCUCCCAGUCCUGGUCCACCUUCCAUUGUAACUGCAGUGGCAUGGGCUACACUGGUGCUACCUGCCAUAACUCCAUCUAUGAGCAGUCCUGCGAGGUGUACAUGCAUCAAGGGAACAAAGCCGGCUUCUUCCACAUCGACACAGAUGGCAGUGGGCCCCUGGCACCUCUCCGAGUGUACUGCAGUAUCACUGAGGACAAGAUCUGGACAAUAGUGCAGCACAACAACGCAGAGCUGACACCUGUACAGAGCUACAGCCAUGAGAAGUCCUACACCAUGACCUUGGACUACAGCGGCAGCAUGGAGCAGCUGGAGGCUCUGAUUGACAGCUCAGAUCAUUGUGAAGAGGAAAUUACGACCUACUGUGAAGUAUCUUGUCUUCCAGAUGGAGCACCAUACAUCUGGUGGAUCGGGCGGUCCAAGGAGAAGUUUCCAUUCUGGGGAGGUUCCCCACCUGCCUCCCAGCAGUGUGAAUGUGGCCUGGACAAAGGUUUCCUGUAUGUUCCACACUUUUGCAACUGUGAUGUGCACAAGAAUGAAUGGAUGAAUUAUACUGGUUUGCUUUCCUUCAAAGAGCAGUUGCCUGUUACUCAAAUAGUUAUCACUCAUACCAACAGAUCAAACUUAGAAGCUGCUUGGAGAAUUGGUCCCUUGCGUUGCUAUGGAGUUCGACACUUGUGGAAUGCGGUCACAUUUGACACAGAAGCCUCUUACCUCCACUUCCCUUCCAUCCAUCCGGAAUUCAGUGCCGACAUUUUCUUCUUCUUUAAAACCACGGCUUUAUCUGGAGUUUUCCUGGAAAAUCUUGGCUUGAAAGACUUUAUAAGACUUGAAAUGAGCUCUCCUUCUGAGGUCACUUUUGCCAUUGAUGUUGGGAAUGGCCCCACUGAGCUCAUUGUCCAGUCUCCUUCCCUUCUGAAUGACAACCAGUGGCACUAUGUCAGGGCUGAGAGGAACCUCAAAGAGACCAAGCUGCAGGUUGACAAGCUCCCCUGGAGCACCAGAACGACUGCAGAGGACAGCCAUUUCCAGCUACAACUCAAUGGCCAGUUGCUUGUAGGAGGCACUUCAUCGAGACAGAAAGGCUUCCAAGGAUGUAUCUGCUCCUUACGUAUGAAUGGGCAGAAACUGGACCUGGAGGAGAGAGCCAGGGGCACAUCUGGAGUCAGGCCUGGCUGCCCAGACCACUGCAGCAGCUAUGGCAGCAUCUGUCACAACGGGGGCAGGUGUGUGGAGAAGCACAGUGGUUACCUAUGUGACUGUACCAGUUCACCGUAUGAAGGGGCCUUUUGCAGCAAAGAGGUUUCUGCUGUUUUUGAGGCUGGGACAUCAGUUACUUACACAUUUCAAGAACCCUACCCUGUGACCAAGAACUUCAAUCUUUCAUCUUCAGCUCUUUAUGCAGACGCAGCGCCAUCCAAGGAGAACAUUGCAUUUAGCUUUAUGACAGAUCGGGCACCCAGCCUCUUGCUCUUCAUUAAUUAUUCUUCUCAGAACUUCCUGGCCACUCUGCUCUGCAAGAAUGCUUGGCUUGCAACUUUGUACAGUAUCAAAAACGAAGAAUGA